AUGGGAGCCGUAGCACACUUGUCCCUGAGGGACAUCAGAGAAAAUGACCUUGCUGCCAGACUAGCUGAAAACGCAGGAGACGACUGCCCGCGGACAUGGGACGGCUGGCAGUGCUGGCCGGACACGCCCGCCGGCGCCGUCGCCCGUCGCCCAUGCCCCGACUACAUCUACUACUUCACUCGGCCGCCCACGUGCCCGCGCCAGGCCUACAAGCAGUGCAGUCGAGCGGGGACGUGGUACGUGGGACCAGGGGGCUCUGAGUGGAGUAACUACAGCACCUGCAGCACACUCGCCGUCCUGCAGACCCGAGUGAAGGUACAUCUCGCAGCGCACGUGGUCUCCGUCGCUGCUCUCAUCCCCGCCAUCGUCAUUUUUUUCCUCUACAAACAGCUGCGUGUGCCCCGUGUCGUCCUGCACAGGAAUCUCUUUCUGAGCCUUCUUCUCAACUCCAGUGUGGUCGUGGCCUUCCUCGCCGUGGUCAUGCUGCGGGAUGACCGUCACGCCCGCAUCCAGAGUAAUUCCCUAGGGUGCAUUGGUUUACUGCUUCUAACUAAAUUUUGCCGCUUGACAAGCUACAUGUGGAUGUUCUGCGAAGCCUUCUAUUUGCACAAGCUUGUGGCUUCGGCCUUCGCUGAGCAACGCAGUCUCUUCGUGUACUAUGCUAUAGGAUGGGGGUUCCCCAUCAAUCCGAUUAUCCUGUACGCCAGCUUCCGCGCCUCGCAUGCCAACGACCAGUGCUGGGUGGUUCCUGCAGAUCCUUAUGAAUGGAUCCUCAACACACCCUGUCUGAUAGCUCUUCUGCUUAAUCUAGUGUUCAUGAUCAAUAUCCUGAGAGUUCUCGUAACGAAACUACGUGCAGCCAACACUCACGAACCCAGUCAAUAUAGGAAGUCUGUGCGCGCCGCCCUCGUCCUCAUCCCCCUGUUCGGCCUCCACUUCUUGGUCACACUAUAUCGCCCCGCCGGCGUCGCCUGCCACGCCACCGAGCUCUAUCAUCACCUUAACUCUUGCGUGGAUGGACUCCAGGGUUUCUUCGUGUCCCUCGCCUUUUGCUAUUUCAAUGGUGAGGAAACCUCUAGCCCCAGGGAAUUUGCUUCAAUGCUGAAUGCAUCAAGAGCCUCAACUAGGGUUUCCGGAGACUCAGAUAGAAUAGCAAAAGAGAGGGAUGACCACACCCCUCAGCCCACACCUUAA
Penaeus chinensis is the source of this 1194-nucleotide messenger RNA. Its product is annotated as calcitonin gene-related peptide type 1 receptor-like. The record is from RefSeq and is a predicted model, not a curated record. Bases 1 to 1194 code for a protein of 397 amino acids. NCBI's taxonomy places the organism in Eukaryota, Metazoa, Arthropoda, Malacostraca, Decapoda, Penaeidae. Gene Ontology annotation, biological process: cell surface receptor signaling pathway; adenylate cyclase-modulating G protein-coupled receptor signaling pathway. The transcript has 10 exons. Gene Ontology annotation, cellular component: plasma membrane. Gene Ontology annotation, molecular function: G protein-coupled peptide receptor activity.